AUUAAAGGCGUGCACCACCAUCCCACAGCUAAUAGUUUUAAAAGCAUUGUUUUAACAGAAUUCAUGACAGGAAGUUCUCAGAACUGACCCUCUGAACUGUGUCUCCAAAAUUUUGCUGUUAUAAAAAAUAUUCCAAUAUUCCAAUGGAUAUUUUUGGAUAAAAUUCUUCAUCGAUAUCUUCCAUCAUGGUUCUCUGUCCUAAGGUCACAGAUGAUUAGAAUCUUUAAUAAGAGCUUGGGGUUCAGAAAGUAUAAAAUCCUGAAUUAUAAAACACAAAUAUGGUGCAAGUGGUUUUAACAAUCAUUGAAGAUACAGUCUAAAAUGGAUAUAAUUCACAAGAUUUUUUAGAAUGUGUAUUCUUCUGUAAAAGAGGCAAAUGAAUAAUAUCCCUCUUAAAGACCUAUAAAUACUGAAUUAAACAUACACAUAUUUGGGGGCAUAAAUUUUGUUUGCUUUUCAAUGUAACUAAACUCAUUUAUGAUUACAGCAAAAGUCCCCCAUGUAACAUAAUUUUAUAAGUGUUUUAAAGAUCUUAUCAGCUCUCCAAGCUUGUUCCAGGACAGGCACCAGAACAAUAGAGAAACCUUGUCUCGAAAACAAAAACAAAACAAAACAAAAAAACCAAAAAGAUAUUGUCAUCUCAAUAAAAUGCUCAUUGAUUGUGUAGUAAAGAAUACUUUUAAGUUCUUUUUUAAAAUUGUUUUUAUUGAGCUAUCUAUUUUUCUCCGUUCCCUUCCCAUAAAGAAUAUUUUAAUCAUGGAAGGGAAGUCAAGGCCUCGGGAGCUUGAAGCAGCUGCUCAUAUUACGUCAGUCAGAAGGGAGUGACGCAUGCGCGCUAGAGCUCAACUUUCUGGUUCCACUCUUAUGCAGUCCAGGGUCCCCUGCCUAGGGAGUGGUGCCACCCAUGUUAGAUGAAGCUUCUCAUCUCAACUAGCAUAAUCAAGGUAAUCUCACACGAAGCUACCCAUAGGUCCAUCUUCCCAGGUGAUUCUAGAUUCUACAAAUUGGCGAUUAGCGCUGACCAUCGCAGCCUGGGAAGGUCAUGCAGCAUCUUCAAAGAAGAUGUCCAGAGGGACCAGGAAAAUGGCCAGGAUGAGAGUAAAGCCUGCUCUGGAACCUUCAUCUUCAGCUCUUGGACUGAACUGUCCUUUUGUGGCCAAAGCCUGUCGUGGUGACAGUGAUUCGGAGCAGUGGGCAACUCCACCACAGAGUGCACAUCAUUCCCCAGAGAAGCAAAAUGAAUGAGAAGUCAACCACCAGGAAAGGUUUCUGCUCGUUGCGCUAUGGGCUGGCUCUCAUCAUGCACUUCUCCAACUUCACCAUGAUAACGCAGCGUGUGAGUCUGAGCAUCGCCAUCAUCGCCAUGGUGAACAGCACCCAGCAUCAGGACCCAGCUAACGUAUCCAGGGACAGCCCUUUGACAGACCCUCUCAGUAACUGGAGCAGAAGCAUCAAGGACUUUAGCGCGCGGGCUGCUGUUUAUCAGUGGAGCCCAGAGACUCAGGGUAUCAUCUUUAGCUCUAUCAGCUAUGGAAUCAUACUGACUCUAAUACCAAGUGGAUAUUUAGCAGGGAUAUUUGGAGCAAAGCAGAUACUUGGUGCUGGUUUGCUCAUCUCGUCCCUGCUCACGCUGUUUACUCCAAUGGCUGCUGACUUUGGGGUGAUUUUAGUCAUCAUCAUUCGCACAGUCCAGGGGAUGGCCCAGGGAAUGGCAUGGACUGGUCAGUUUACAAUUUGGGCAAAGUGGGCUCCUCCACUUGAACGCAGCAAGCUCACCAGCAUUGCUGGCUCAGGGGCAGCAUUUGGGUCCUUCAUCAUCCUCUGUGUCGGGGGAUUAAUCUCACAGGCAUUGGGCUGGCCUUUCAUCUUCUAUAUCUUUGGUAGCAUUGGCUGUGUCUGCUGUAUCCUGUGGUUCACAGUGAUUUACGAUGACCCCAUGAAUCACCCAUGCAUAAGUGUGAGGGAAAAGGAACAUAUCACAUCCUCACUGGCUCAGCAGUCUAGUUCUCCCAGAAGAUCCAUCCCCAUCAAGGCGAUGGUCAGAUGCCUGCCACUGUGGGCCAUUUUCAUGGGGUUUUUCAGUCAUUUCUGGCUGUGCACCAUAAUCUUAACAUACCUACCGACAUACAUCAGUACGGUGCUCCACGUUAACAUCAGAGAUAGUGGGGUUCUGUCCUCCCUGCCUUUUAUUGCUGCCUCAAGCUGUACAAUUUUAGGAGGUCAGAUGGCAGAUUUCCUUCUGUCCAGGAAUCUUCUCAGCUUAAUCACAGUUCGAAAACUCUUUUCAUCCCUGGGGCUCCUUCUUCCAUCACUCUGUGCUGUGGCCCUGCCCUUUGUGACUUCUAGCUACAUAGCAACUAUUGUUUUGCUGAUACUCAUUCCCGGAACCAGCAAUUUCUGUGACUCGGGGUUCAUCAUCAACACUCUAGAUGUUGCCCCCAGAUACGCGAGCUUCCUCAUGGGCAUCUCCAGGGGAUUUGGGCUCACUGCAGGAAUCAUCUCUUCCACCACCACCGGAUUCCUCAUCAGUCAGGAUUCUGAAUCAGGAUGGAGGAAUGUGUUUUUCCUGUCUGCUGCAGUCAACAUGUUUGGUCUGAUCUUUUACCUUAUAUUUGGACAAUCAGAAAUCCAGAGCUGGGCCAAAGAAAGGACUAUCACCCGCCUCUGAGGAUGUAGGAUUGGAGACCCAAAUGAAGUGACCGCUGUCUGGGAGAAAGCCCCACACCUUUAGAAAGCACUGUGGAUUUGGCUGGCUUCUUUACUGUUGAAUGCUCCACACUGGACUUUCUCCACUACCACCUGGUUUGUUUUCUCUUUGGGACUUGGCACUGAUUCUGACAUGACUGCUAACUCAGCAAUCCACGGUCAUUGACCUGUUGCCUCAUGGGUAGGAUGUCAUCAUGCCUGCCAUCCUCCCACCUCCUUUAGACUUGGAUAUUAACAUUAUUUCAGUCCUUGUGACUUUCUCCCUUUAUGUCCUGUUGAUGCCCUGGAACUCCUAUAUGUAGACUUGUUUCUACUUGUGCUUGUCCAUACGUCCAGAAGAAUCUGCAAACCUGAGUGCUUUGUGAGUUUUGAACCAGAGGACCCUUUCCCUCUAGCCAUAAUGUUCAGCCCCCAUCACCAAGCCAUCACUCUAUCAUGCAUACUUUCUACCAUUCUUGUUUUUCUACCUGGAAAAUUGUUAAGAAAACAUUUGGUCCCUGAUAUGAGAUUCCCCUCUGUAUGCUGUGAAUAUGCUUUAUUACCAUUGGCUAAUAAAGAAACUGAUUUUGGCCUAUGGCAGGGCAGAACAAAGCCAGGUGGAAAAUCCAAACAGAACUAUAUGUAGAUAUAUGUAGAGGAGUCAGAGAGAUGCCAUGUAGCUGCCGAAGGAGAGAGACAACAGAAUCUUAACAAUAGGCCACAGCCAUAAUUAAUAGAUUAAUAUAAAUGGGUUAAUUUAAGAUGUAAGAGCUAUCUAGGAAUGCGCCUAAGCUAUUGGCCAAACAGUGUUGUAAUUAA
Arvicola amphibius (Eurasian water vole) is the source of this 3504-nucleotide messenger RNA. RefSeq names its product solute carrier family 17 member 2 (gene Slc17a2). Lineage: Eukaryota; Metazoa; Chordata; Mammalia; Rodentia; Cricetidae. The transcript is spliced from 13 exons. Gene Ontology annotation, molecular function: transmembrane transporter activity. Bases 1238 to 2668 code for a protein of 476 amino acids. The record is from RefSeq and is a predicted model, not a curated record. Gene Ontology annotation, biological process: monoatomic anion transport; transmembrane transport.